This is a messenger RNA of Nilaparvata lugens (brown planthopper), 614 nucleotides long. RefSeq lists its product as uncharacterized. The record is from RefSeq and is a predicted model, not a curated record. The coding region runs from base 16 to 381 and encodes 121 amino acids. Lineage: Eukaryota; Metazoa; Arthropoda; Insecta; Hemiptera; Delphacidae. The transcript is spliced from 2 exons.
GUGUAUUUGUUGCAGAUGGCGACAGUUACUGUUAAAAAGGAAAAGGAGGAGGAUGAGGAUGAUAGAAGCCAGCAACCAGAUGCAGUGGAAGAUGAUUGCGGCCAACAAAGUUAUCUAAUCCCUGGCUACAACAUGAUCUUCAUCAAAGAGGGUCCAUAUGAUGAGCAAGAAGCUGGAGGAACUGCAGUGAACAGUGAACCAGAGAUGUGGCAUUCAAACUGCAGCACAUCUGGCCAAGACUACACAACAGAAGAGGGUGGACUGAAUGAGCAUGCCAUCUCUCCAAUGGAAAAGUGCACUGAGUCAUCUGUGGCUGGCAAAAAGACCAAGCUCCACAGCUGUGCUCACUGUAGCUAUAAAACACCAAUUCUGCUAAUUUGAAGAGACACAUUCGGAACACACUGGGGAAACACCGUUCAGCUGCGAGUUUUGUGACUACAAAACUGCUCGUUCUUGUCUUUUGAAAGAACAUAUAACAACACAUACUGGAGAAAAACCUUACAUCUGUGACUUUUGCGACUACAAAAGUGCUAAGUCAGAAGGUUUGAAGAGACAUAUCAGAACACAUACUGGAGAAAAACCUUUUAGCUGUGAGUUAUGUGACUUCAAAAGCU